AUGUUUUCUUCAAACUGGUUACUGAUUCAUUUUUGCUUAAUCAUAAAUUGUUUACUUGCAAACUCGACUUCCGACGAGAUUUCUUAUUACGUGCCAUCUGAAGGAGGAGGUACGAGUCUCAACAGAGCCACAAUAUCGGGUUUAGGUGAACCUCUGAAUGUUAUCAUCUCUGCAAAAAGCUCACCUGAAAUCCUAACAAAUUCAGGUAUACAAAACUUUGCUAAAUCAAUUGGAUUCUCUCAAGAAUGUUUGGGACUUCAUAGAGGUGAAUUACAGAAAGCUAAUCUAGGUGAUGGAAAUGGGUGGGUAAAUGAGACAAAGCUCUUUCGUCAAGAUUUUGGUGAUCCAUUCCUCGGUAGCUGUUUGGAAACUUUCAUAGGAGGAAACCACUUCCGUUUUUGGCGUCAAAAUGGCACAAAAGCAUCAAGUGGGGCCCUUUUUUUAUCUGUUUCGCAAGAAGAAGAUUUAAAUCAUUCACAUACUAUAGUUCCCAAUGGCUACAAUCUAGGGAGAGACAGAUUAGUAGCUAAUGCUACUACAGGUAACACAGCCUUUGGAAACAGAAAAUAUUUCACUCGGGUAGAAUAUGUAGAUGGUAUGCUCCCUGCAGGUAAUGUAGGAGUAAAUCAUGGUAUAUCACAAGAUGGAAAAGUAGCGGUUCUCACCAUCACAGCUGGACCGCGGUUCCUUCCGAGCAAGAAUCGGGGAAUAUCGAGAUUUACUCAAACGAACUUCAAACCAAUUAAUUUCCUAACACGACUAUCCUUGACACCAUAGUACGCGGAA
This is a messenger RNA of Melampsora larici-populina 98AG31, 786 nucleotides long. RefSeq lists its product as uncharacterized. NCBI's taxonomy places the organism in Eukaryota, Fungi, Basidiomycota, Pucciniomycetes, Pucciniales, Melampsoraceae. The coding region runs from base 1 to 777 and encodes 258 amino acids. The transcript is spliced from 8 exons. The record is from RefSeq and is a predicted model, not a curated record.